UAAAUCAACGAUUUUAAAUCACAGCGUACACCCUCGACAAAAACACACAACUCUUUGGACCGUUAGUUGAAAAUAUAAGUGCAUUUUACCUCCGAAUUAGCUCAUGAAGAUAAAGAAAUGCAGUAAUUGCCUGAUGUUUUACUACAUUUGCAAUCAUGGCCCCUAAACAAGUAUUAGACAGCGGCACACAGUAAAAGUCAUUUUGAGAAAUAUGAUGCUUGUUUGGAAACUCAGUUGCAUAAUUUCAACGGUCCAGUUUGUAACAUUUAGGAGGAUUUAUUUUGUAAAAAAUUAAACAUAUUAUGUAUAGUUUGUGCGCGAAUUGGUUUCCGUUACUUUAGUGUUGAAUUUUCAGACUUAAUGCAUAGUUUAACAUUAUAUUUUCAAGAAAAAACCUCGUCUGCGGGUAAAGGAGAGGCGGAGGCGGGCAUAUUGUAAUAGUUAUUUAUUAAUAUUGUUAUUAUUAUUAUGAUUUAUGUUUUUUUUUUAGCUAACUGCUCCCACGGUGAGUAAACUAUUUUGUCCAGUUACUUUACAGGCUUGUCGAGGACAUCUACGCUCGAAUUGGUUUCCGUUGCCAUAGUGUUGAAUUUUCAGACUUAAUGCAUAGUUUUACAUUAGAUUGUUUUUACAUUACAGGCUUGUCGAGUAUGUCUGUGUAGGUGUACAACGUUUGUAAAAUUCCUCAAUUUCCAUGGAAUUGUGUUUGCCUUUAAUCUGUUUUGCGCUGAUCAAAGGCAGCAACAUUCAAACAGUAUAUUAUAUAUAUCCAGAAGGAACUUCUCAAGCGAACCUUGUUAAUGCGACAAAACAUAGACUUUAUAGCAAUUACGAGUUGAACCGUUAGCCCGAGGAAGCUUUGCUGAGCAUACACGAUUCCAGACAAUAAGAUCAGGAGAAGAUCAGCAAUCAGCUCAGGAAAGACGAUAGGGACAGAGCAGCAAAUACCUGCCACAUCAUGGAUCUCAGUACAGUCUUUCAGUGCCUUAUUGACCAGAUGGAUCCAGAGGACAUGCUGCACACAGCCAAUGAAGUCCUCAGUGAAAUGUUGGGACCCAAACCUCCGUCUGCUGUCCCUGCAGGAGAGAAUUAUGAAUUUGACACUACUACUCAGCCAGUGGAAGACUUUAAUGGAGUUUAUGACGCCUACCUUCCUCUGGAGGCAGCUCCACUUGGCUUUCAGCAUCCUACAGCUGCAGCAACACUAAAUGUUGAGCUGCCUGCUCCCAGCAGCUAUUACCUAAACCCUGUAUCAGAUGACCUGUACAGCCAGGGCCAGUACUUUCCAUAUCAGUGGCCUGAAUAUGAUGCUUCCACAGCAGCCAUCGGAGCUCUUCCACACCUGAAUCUGCCGGUGGAGAUGCCACAAGGUUUGGAACAGAACCUUGAGCCUGUUGUGUUGUUAGGGAUGGUGUAUGGGAACCCAGGAGUAACGUCAUUCCCACCCAUUGGACCUGCUUCUCCACAGUUCUCCUCCCCACCACAAAAAAGAGAGCGCAACUACCACCAGUAUAAACGCCAGCCCUGUGCCAAGAACAAACAGCCCUACGUGAAGAAGCCUCCGAAUGCUUUUAUGCUGUUUCUGAAGGAGCAGAGGCCAAAUGUCACCAGGGACCUUGAAUGCAGAGAUAAUGCUCUUGUAAACAAAGUCCUUGGCCAGAGGUGGAAGGCAAUGUCAAACAGACAACAGGCCAAAUACUUCAAGGAGGCAGAAGGUCUGAGGAAACUUCAUGCCGAGAAAUAUCCAUGGUGGUCACCCCGAGACAAUUACGGCCAAAAGAGAAAAAGAAUCAGGAGGAGGUGUCCCACCAUGUCCAAUGAUGACGACGAGGACUGGGAACCGUGAUUUUGAACAGUUAACACAUUUUCAUUAUGGAUUUGUUUUGUGUAUGAAAAGUAAAAAAAAAAAAAAAUCACUGGUUUGGUUUGUACGUAUCAAUGUCAACCUUUAAGUCAUGUCUUUACUCAUGUUGUCCAAACAUCAGUGAAGGGAGAUGCAGCAACUCCUCACUUUUUAAAAACUGAAACUAUGAAAUGCUUUUUUUAUGCUUGUAAGAUUUUGUAUUUUGCCAGUAAAUGUGUUCAUUGUCAUUUAAA
Messenger RNA from Solea solea (common sole), 2097 nucleotides. Its product is annotated as transcription factor 7-like. Lineage: Eukaryota; Metazoa; Chordata; Actinopteri; Pleuronectiformes; Soleidae. Gene Ontology annotation, biological process: canonical Wnt signaling pathway; regulation of transcription by RNA polymerase II. The coding region runs from base 959 to 1846 and encodes 295 amino acids. The transcript has 8 exons. The record is from RefSeq and is a predicted model, not a curated record. Gene Ontology annotation, molecular function: DNA-binding transcription factor activity, RNA polymerase II-specific; RNA polymerase II cis-regulatory region sequence-specific DNA binding. Gene Ontology annotation, cellular component: beta-catenin-TCF complex.